AUGGUGCUGCCUCAGACACGACCGAUCUCGAUCCCGGUUCCGACCUCUCCCUCCUCGUCUUCUCCUCGAAGUCACUUUCGCAGUAGCUCCGAUGCGGGCUCCGACAUCUCGGUCAGCCUACCGCUGUCUGCCAACACAGCCCUCUCUGUGCAGGCUGCACACGAUCCAUUCGCUGCCUACCAGCUCCAGCAGACGCUGGCAUGCUUCUCAGCUCAAGACAUCCUCUCCUGCAACACCAGCUCGCGUUCGCGCCUCGUCGUACUGCCCGAAACCAUCAGCAUCGAAGCUGCAGGCGAACGCCUUGCCGAAGCCGAUGGGGGUGAAACCUGGAUCGUCCUCAAAAGCGACGAUGCUAAGACUACCACCACAACUACUGGCGGAUCCAAACUUCGCACUUCCGAGUGUGCUGGCCUGCUCGGCCUGGAAGACCUCUCCGCCUUUUUUGCCGCCGUGUUCGGGCCACACUUCUCCAAAGGGGUCUCCUCGCGUUCGAGCGGGCUUGUCUCGCCACCAGCGUCUCCGAGCCUGAGCUCUGCUGGCUUUACUCAUCCAGACCUAGAUGUCCGAGUUGAGGCCAUCCGCGCUCGCCUUGAUUCACGACAAUCUGUCACUGCCGCCCUGGUAUCGAAUCUCUCUGGCCACAACCGUGUUUGCCACAUUUCGCUCCAGACUCCGCUUCAAGACAUCAUCGGAGAGCUGAGCCGCGACCAGGUGAGCUGCUUGGUGGUGUCGGAUCUCGAGCAAGACCAAGAUGGCGCUGUCUGCGGCACCCUGACUGCAUCGGAUGUUGUUGCUUUCCUCGUCGCCGAGGCCGAGAACGACGGCACUGUGGCCUCCGUUCUCGCCGGAACGCUUGACGCCCUGUCCCCAUCCUUGCUGCAGCAGCCGGCCGCCGUUAUCUCGGGCGACAAGAGCACCGUCGACGCCCUCACCCGCAUGCGGUCCGAGCAAGUAUCGGUGCUGGCCGUCAUGGAUCCUUUGGGCGGACUCAUCUCGCCCAUCUCGUCGCGCGAACUCGCGCAAGAAAUUCUGAGAUCGUCUUCGCGCAAGAUCCUCACCACACCACUGUCUUCUUUGGUCAAGGAUCUCCGUUCGAGGUAUCCACAGGGCAGCGAUGGAAAGGACGUGCAUCCAGCCAUCUCGAUGAGCAGCUCUUCAUCGUUUCGUCGAGCUGCCUCAAUGCUGCUCGCAACCGAGUCUGGCGGCGUUUUCGUUGUCGACGAGCCGCGCGUCGUCACGAGUCCGCCGCUUUCUUGCGUCUCUGCAUCGCCUGCGAAAGAAAUGCCGUCUUUCUCUCUCGAUGCAGAUGUGAUGCCACUCAGUCGAUCGGUGAGCUUCACGCCGGCACCGGCUCAGAAGCACCGUCGGUCCUCGACGCAGUUCUGGACCACACCGCGCGCUUCGAUCAGCGGUGCGACCAGCGAGGUAGGAGCAACUCGUCCUGCGCUGCCCAAUUUUGCGCUUAGCGGUAGCGCUCUCGACACUGCCCUGCCUCGCAGAGCCAGUCUGAAGCCAGAGUCGUCUCUGUCAUCGUCGGUAAGCUCUUUGUCAGCCAAGAACGCGGGCUCCACCAUGCCUGCUCACCUCCGCACGCCUUCGUUUUCACGCACGCAUCGGCCGCGAUCGUUGUCGUUGGCCCAUUUCCAAGUGGACGAGUCAGCCAUGUUGAGGCAAUUCAGCGCUCAGAUGGCCCUGGGCAGCCAGGGUUCAUGGACGCCUUCGACGCUGACACCGAGCUCAAGUGUGUCAUCGGCAGGCUCGCCCUCUUCUCCGUUCGGCAACAUGCUCGUCUCUGGCUUCUUUGGCGAGGUGUUGCAGAAGGGCAUGCCAAGGCGCGUCGUGACGAUGAAGACUAUCCUGCGCUCUCUGCUAGCCGCCAUGGUGACUGCCUGUGAUAGCAAUGUCUAA
Molecule: messenger RNA, 1908 nt
Organism: Sporisorium graminicola
Lineage: Eukaryota; Fungi; Basidiomycota; Ustilaginomycetes; Ustilaginales; Ustilaginaceae
Exons: 1
Coding region: 1-1908 (635 amino acids)
Source: RefSeq, a predicted model, not a curated record